Molecule: messenger RNA, 1992 nt
Organism: Aspergillus oryzae RIB40
Lineage: Eukaryota; Fungi; Ascomycota; Eurotiomycetes; Eurotiales; Aspergillaceae
Product: asparagine synthetase B family protein
Exons: 6
Coding region: 1-1992 (663 amino acids)
Cellular component (GO): cytosol
Molecular function (GO): asparagine synthase (glutamine-hydrolyzing) activity
Source: RefSeq, a predicted model, not a curated record
AUGUGUGGAUUAACAGCCUUCUUGACAGUUGGAGGAAUACCUGGUUGUGUUCACUAUGCCAAUAAUUGCCCCGGCCUAGAGAAACAGUUAGAGGAAAGCUUAGACUUGGUCAACCAUCGAGGUCCAGAUGCGCGUGGUCGUUGGUUCAGCACUGACCAUAGGGUUGGCCUGGGACAUGUCCGACUCUCGAUCGUCGACUUGAGUUCUGCAGGAAACCAACCUUUCCACGACAGCGAGGGCGCCAUCCAUGCUGUCGUCAAUGGGGAGCUCUAUGACCACGAGGAGCAUCGAACGGAGUUGGCCCAGGAAUACGACUUCAAAAGUAACAGCGACUGCGAAAUUGUCAUUGCGCUCUAUCGACAUUAUGGAAUAUCAUUUCUCAACAAAUUGAGAGGCGAAUUUGCUCUUGUCCUCUAUGACGCGAAUCGCAAGCUGUUCUUGACAGCCCGUGAUCGAUAUGGUAUCAAGUCACUGUAUUAUACCAUGGUUGGCAAUCGGCUUUUAGUCGCUACGGAAAUGAAGUCUUUCCUACCUUUCGGCUGGAAGCCAGAGUGGGAUGUCACAGCUAUCAGGGAAGGAGCCUGGAUGAACGGCUCGCAGAUGUUAUUUAAAGGGGUGCAAAGGUAUAUGGUCAGUCAGAACUUCAAUCCCCCUGAGAGAACAGUCUACCCACAUUCGGAAGAAGAAGUGAUAGAAAGAGUGAGGGAGCUUAUGCUCGACGCUGUCCGAGUACGACUGCGUGCUGAUGUGGGCUUGGGAAUCUAUUUGAGUGGAGGUCUAGACUCGUCCGCUAUAGCGGGUAUGGCCGUGAAGCUUGUCCAGGAGGGAACCAAACUCGGGAAUGACACAAGCGGUGAGCGUUCAAAAAUAGACUGCUUCACGGUCCAAUUUGAAAAGGAUAGUGGGUUCGAUGAGUCAGAUAUCGCGCGACGGACAGCCGAGUGGCUAGGCGUGGGAUAUCACCCUGUAUACUUGGAUGAGGAGGCCAUUGCCGCCAGACUCGAGGAUACAGUCUGGUAUAGUGAAAUACCAGCCGCCAAUGUGAAUGGAAUGGGACGACUCGCAGUAGCUGAGGCUGCCCAUGCCAUGGGGAAAAAAGUCAUUCUCACCGGCGAGGACUCCGAUGAGCACUUCUCGGGCUAUUCGGAUUUGCUGCCGAAUUUCCUUCUAGAGCCUGAUUAUUCAUGGCCACAGUCUCUCGCUAAGCAGAGUGACUUCGCAGAAGCUUGGAAAGUAAUGGAGGAAAGAAAUCAGAUACUCGCGAUGGGCAUGGACGAGGUGGCCGGUCCAACAAAGCGCAUGCUUAACAAUACCACGUUAUGCGCCCGAUUAAGCACAUUCACUACUUUGCCGUACUCAUCCUGGACAGAUCAGCUUGCGCUGAGAAGCCCAGCCACAGCAUUUGCAGAGAACUUCGGCGUUCAGGUCCUUCACAAGAUGAUGGAGAAGUGGCAUCCUCUUCAUUCGACGCAGUAUCAAUGGAUGAAAUCUGUGCUCGCGAACUAUAUCCUCCGUUAUAUCGGUGAUAAUGUUGACAUGGUCCACCAGAUUGAGACGCGACCGCCAUUCCUUGACCAUUACGUUACGGAAUACGCGAAUAAUAUCCCCCCGAGCCUCAAAAUCAAAUAUGACCCUGAGAGUAAAACUUUUCGUGAGAAGAAUAUCCUGCGUGAAGCAAUGAAGCCAUUUGUUACGGAGGAAAUCUAUAACCGUACGAAGCACCCAUUUGUCGGACCAUUUACCUACCAAGAAGAUGGCCCCGUGCACAAGAGCUUAAAGCGACUGUUGACAGAAGAAAAUGUCAACCAGCUGGGAUUUUUCGACAAUGAUCGGGUACAGAGCAAUCUCGUAAAGGCAUUUCGCGACAAGGAUGGCGUGUGCUUCCAGAGAGCACUCGCCGUGGCCCAAUACGUUGUCCUGGGACAAAGAUUUGGGGUCAAGAAGGCCCAGGAUCCUGGAUGCAGCGAGACAUCAUCUGGGCCGUAUGUAUGA